Panicum virgatum (switchgrass) is the source of this 4334-nucleotide messenger RNA. RefSeq names its product protein RETICULATA-RELATED 5, chloroplastic-like. The transcript has 12 exons. Bases 92 to 3904 code for a protein of 1270 amino acids. NCBI's taxonomy places the organism in Eukaryota, Viridiplantae, Streptophyta, Magnoliopsida, Poales, Poaceae. Gene Ontology annotation, molecular function: phosphatidylinositol binding. The record is from RefSeq and is a predicted model, not a curated record.
GUGCUCACCUCCCUCCUUCCCCGACUUGACUCCGCCGCGGAUUCCCCGCCAGAUCUCGUUCCGCCCCCAACCCUAACCGCCGGCGGUGGCCAUGAUGGCCACCGAGCCCUUGUCCCCGGGGCAGUCCCCCGCCGCCGCCGACCUCGAAACCCUACCCCUCGACUCCUCCUCCUCCAGUGUCGCGGCCACGACCGACCCCUUGCUCCGCCCGCCUCCUUCCCCCUCGUCCGCCACCUCCUCUCCCACCGCCGACGCGAACCACGGCCCGUUCGGGGACGAGGACGAGGAGGAGGAGGACGGCGAUGCGGAUGGCGUCACUCCAGCGCCCGCUCCCCGCAGCGCGGCGGCCGCGACGCCCCGCGAGGCGUCCCCGGUGUUCGCUGAGAUCACUGUCUCCGAGCCUAGGAAGCACGCGGAGCCCGCCACGGGAGCCGUGGGCGUCAUUCCCGGCUCGGCCAGCUACGUGUCCUACCUUGUCGCCACCCGGGCGUCCGAUGGCGGCGAAUUCCGCGUGCGGCGGCGCUUCCGCGACGUCGUGGCGCUCGCCGACCGCCUCGCGGAGGCCCACCGCGGCCUCUUCGUCCCCGCGCGGCCCGACAAGAGCAUCGUAGAGGGGCAGGUCAUGCAGCGGCACGACUUCGUGAACCAGCGGUGCGUCACGAUCCAGCGCUACCUCCGCCGCCUCGCCGCGCACCCCGUCGUCGGCCGCAGCGCCGACCUCCACGCCUUCCUCACCGAGCCUGGCGGCAUCCCCACUUCAGACGGCGACUCGCCUAGGUGGAGCCCCGCGAUGAGUGCUGCCACGUCCAUGGCUGCUGCUGCUCCAGCAACGCCUACCAAGAGUGGGAGGGACUUCUUUGGGGUGUUCAAGGACCUGAAGCAGACAGUGACGAAUGGGUGGGUGGCUGUGAGGCCGCCUGCAGUGGAGGAGGAGACUGACACCAGGUACCUUGCACACAAAGCCAAGCUCGAGGACUUGGAGCAGCAUCUGGUGACAGCAUCUCAGCAGGCAGAGGUGCUUGUCAAAUCUUAUGAUGAUCUUAGAGCAACAACAGGUCUCUUGGGAAUGUCAUUCAUCAAACUGGCCAAGUUUGAAAAGGAGAAGGCUACGAGUGAUUCUCAGAAAAGACGAGCUGCUGAUAUCAGUAAUUUUGCAAAUGCUGUUGUUAGAGUUAGCAGAUCGCAGACAAAAUUAAAUGCUGAAAUUGUAAAACAUCUUGGCAUUAUCCACGAAUACAUGGAGACAAUGGCUGCUGUUCAUAAUGCAUUUGCUGAUCGUUCCAGCGCUUUGCUUCGUGUGCAAAAUUUGUCAGCGGAUCUAUAUUUCCUGCAUACCCGGGUGGAGAAGCUUGAAGCUGUAUCAUCUAGAGGAAUGGAUCAGGAGAGAUCAAGGUAUCAAAAGAUAGAAGAGCUGAAAGAAACAAUAAGAGCUACAGAAGAUGCAAAAACACAUGCGCUAAAAGCUUUGGAAAAUAUCAAGGAAAACAACAUUACUGAAAUUAAAAGAUUUAACAAGGAAAGACGCCAUGAUUUGGUGGAAAUGCUGAAAGGUUUUGUAUCAGAUCAGGCUACAUAUUCGGACCAUUUUGCUAGUGUAUGGACAAAGGUAGCAGAAGAUACAAAAGGAUAUGCGAACAGAACCAGGAAAAACAACCGAGACUGCUCCGCCUCUCUGAGGCCCUCCAUUUCUCCCCCAUCACUGGGCGCCGGCGGCGCGGGCGCGGCGCGCCUCUGUCGUCGUGUCAGCAGGGGGAGAAUGCUGCCGCACGCGCCGUCCCGAGCCCCGGGGGCCUUCAGGUUCAAACCCCACCUCCCCGCCAAGCCGCCGCUCCUCGCCUCCACCUCCACCCCCGCCUCGGCCUCCGCCUCCUCGCGCCGCAACCUUCUCAUCCUCGUCCCCUCGCUGGUCGCGGCGUCCACCGUCCUCCAGUCCCUCCCGCUCGCGGCCUCCGCCGAGGCAGGCGAUGAAAAGCCGGUCCCACCUCCGCCGGCGCCCGCGGCUCCGGCUCCGGCUCCCGCGGACGAGCCGGUGCUGUCGAGGGUCUACGACGCCACGGUCAUCGGGGAGCCGCAGGCCGUGGGGAAGGACGCGCGGCGGAGGGUGUGGGAGAAGCUGAUGGCGGCCCGGGUGGUGUACCUCGGCGAGGCCGAGCUCGUGCCCUACCGCGACGACAGGGCGCUCGAGCUCGAGAUUGUCAGGAAGCUGGCCGCCGGCUGUGCCGAGGCUGGGAGGAGCAUCUCGCUCGCGUUCGAGGCCUUCCCCUGCGACCUCCAGGAGCAGCUCAACCGGUUUAUGGACGGGAGAAUUGAUGGCAACACCUUAAGGCUUUAUACAUCUCACUGGGCACCAGAGCGAUGGCAGGAGUACGAACCUCUUCUGAACUACUGCCGUGAUAAUGGAAUAAAGCUUGUUGCCUGUGGAACUCCACUUGAGGUGGUAAGAACUGUCCUAGCGGAAGGAAUUAGAGGCCUUUCAAAAGCUCAAAGAAAGCUAUAUGCUCCUCCAGCUGGCUCAGGCUUCAUUUCUGGCUUUACAUCCAUCUCAGGCCGAUCAUUGAUAGACAAAAUUUCAUCAACUCGUGGUUCCCCUUUUGGCCCAAGCUCAUAUUUAUCGGCACAGGCAAGAGUAGUUGAUGAUUAUACCAUGUCCCAGACAAUAAUGAAAGAAAUUACUAAUGGCGAUCCUUCAGGGAUGCUCGUUGUUGUAACUGGUGCCAGUCAUGUUAUGUACGGGCCUCGAGGAGUUGGUGUUCCUGCUAGAAUAUCUAAAAAGAUGAAAAAGAAAAACCAAGUUGUGAUACUUCUUGAUCCUGAGAGACAAAGUAUAAGGAGAGAAGGUGAAAUCCCUGUAGCUGAUUUCUUAUGGUACUCUGCUGCCAAGCCAUGCAGUCGAAAUUGCUUCGAUCGUGCUGAAAUUGCUAGAGUUAUGAAUGCUGCUGGUAGGCGACGUGAAGCUUUACCUCAGGAUCUUCAGAAAGGAAUAGAUCUCGGUGUAGUUUCUCCUGAGAUAUUGCAGAACUUUUUUGACCUUGAAAAAUACCCUGUUAUGGCUGAAUUGAUUCACCGAUUCCAAGGUUUCCGUGAAAGGUUGCUGGCAGAUCCCAAGUUUCUGCAUAGAUUAGCUAUUGAAGAGGGCAUAUCAAUAACUACGACUCUUCUAGCGCAAUAUGAAAAACGGAAGGGAAAGUUUUUUGAAGAGAUCGACUAUGUUCUCACUGAUACAAUUAGAGGUUCUGUUGUUGACUUCUUUACAGUGUGGCUUCCUGCGCCUACUAUUUCACUCUUAUCUUUUGCCGACGAUGGCUCUGGUGAGAGCGUGGAGCUUCUGAAAGGACUUUUAGGGACACUGCCAGAUAAUGCAUUUCAAAAGGGUAUUGUAGGGCAGAAUUGGAGCAUUAACCAGAGAUUUGCAUCAGUGCUUAUGGGUGGUAUUAAACUUGCCGGUGUUGGAUUCAUUUCUAGUAUUGGAGCUGGAGUUGCUUCAGAUGUCUUAUAUGGUGCUCGUCAAAUUCUGAAACCUUCUGCAAGCAUGGAAGUGGGGUGCAAAAGAUCUCCAAUUUGGAAAGCAGCAACUGUUUAUAGUUGCUUCCUUGGAACGUCAGCCAACCUGCGAUAUCAGGUCAUAGCUGGUCUGAUUGAGCAUCGGCUAGGAGAGGAUCUGAUGGCCCACUAUAACCAGCCACUUCUUGCUAAUUUAUUAUCCUUUGUUUCAAGGAUAAUUAAUUCAUACUGGGGAACACAGCAAUGGAUCGAUCUUGCACGAGCUACAGGUGUGCAGAGUACUAAGAAAGAGUUACCUUCUCCUGAGGUUCCAAACUCAACUGAAAUGCCACUCCUAGAAUGUGGCACAACAGAUGUACAGAAUGUGGAUGACAGCACCAACCAAUCAAAUGACUUGACAUAGUCAUGACACGAUGGCCGUGGCCUAAUUUGGUGUGGCCAUACAACACAAAGAGCAGCUCCUUCUGUAACAAAACGUACACGAUACAGUCGUACAGGCAUAUAGAUGAGAAGUCUUCUUAGAGCAAAGAUUGAAGCUUAGCCGUUGCAUGACGUGAAGCGACAAAUCUGAAAUUCUGAAGAGCAAAGAUUUGAAGACUGUCACGUCAUUGUGAAAGCCAUUUUUACACCCUUAUGGGGCGAAUACUGUUUGUACAUUCGCAGAGGAGUAGAGAUUUUGAAACCUGUACAGCAUCUUUACACGUGAAAUUCAACCCAAGAACAAUCAUGGGUAUUGGCGUUUGUCAAGGAUCAGAAUUGUCGUCCGUGAGAACCUUGUAUGCACUUGAAUUCAGAGUACAUGUAAAAUUUUCCUGUCUGAGCGGAUUGUUCCA